ACGCAGCCGCCGUUCCCUUUCAAAACUGAUUCGCCACCAUGCCUGAUCCAGCGAAGUCCGCGCCUGCUGCCAAGAAGGGGUCGAAGAAGGCGGUGACCAAGACCCAGAAGAAGGGGGACAAGAAGCGCAGAAAGAGCCGCAAGGAGAGCUACUCCAUCUACGUCUACAAGGUGCUGAAGCAGGUGCACCCCGACACCGGCAUCUCCUCCAAGGCCAUGAGCAUCAUGAACUCCUUCGUGAAUGACAUCUUCGAGCGCAUCGCCGGGGAGGCCUCCCGCCUGGCGCACUACAACAAGCGCUCCACCAUCACCUCUCGCGAGAUCCAGACCGCCGUCCGCCUCCUGCUUCCCGGGGAGCUGGCCAAGCACGCCGUCUCCGAGGGCACCAAGGCCGUCACCAAGUACACCAGCUCCAAGUAGGGACCCCGUCCAUCCAAACGCUCCCUAAAUGAACCCAAAGGCUCUUUUCAGAGCCACCUAACUUUUCAAAAAAAGUUGCUCAGAUCACUCGUUCUCUUGAAAGGAUGCUAACACUUUCAUAUGCAAUGCUUUGUUUUCCACAAACAAGUACAAUGACCCAUAUUCAUAAUGGGAAACUAAUGUAUUAAGAUAACGGCGUCUUUUU
This is a messenger RNA of Anolis carolinensis (green anole), 624 nucleotides long. Its product is annotated as histone H2B 5. Gene Ontology annotation, cellular component: nucleosome. The transcript has a single exon. Bases 39 to 419 code for a protein of 126 amino acids. Lineage: Eukaryota; Metazoa; Chordata; Lepidosauria; Squamata; Anolidae. Gene Ontology annotation, molecular function: structural constituent of chromatin; DNA binding; protein heterodimerization activity. The record is from RefSeq and is a predicted model, not a curated record.